This is a messenger RNA of Castor canadensis (American beaver), 3752 nucleotides long. The record is from RefSeq and is a predicted model, not a curated record. Lineage: Eukaryota; Metazoa; Chordata; Mammalia; Rodentia; Castoridae.
UUGCGGGCUGUUUUUCUCGGCGGUUUGCGGAGGUCCUACGAUGGCGGCAGCGGUCCCUGGUGUGGAGGCAGCAGGUGUGACCGCAGGACCUGUGUCAGGUGCGUACGGCACUGGUGAAGCUCCUGAAGCCGAAGGAGGAGUUGGAGCGGCCGGCGGAGAGAUGGACGCAGCCAUGAGAGGAGCGGAGGCUGUUGGGGACAGCGAGGAGGACGGGGAGGAUGUGUUCGAGGUGGAGAAGAUCCUGGACAUGAAGACCGAGGGGGGUAGGGUCCUCUAUAAAGUUCGAUGGAAAGGCUAUACAUCAGAUGAUGACACCUGGGAGCCCGAAGUUCAUCUGGAGGACUGUAAAGAAGUUCUUCUGGAAUUCAGGAAGAAAGUUGUAGAGAACAAAGCUAAAGCAGUCAAGAAGGAUAUUCAGAGACUGUCCUUAAGUAAUGACAUAUUUGAGGCAAAUUCUGAUAGUGAUCAGCAAAGUGAAACAAAAGAAGACUUGUCCCCAAGAAAGAAAAAAAAAAAAUUACGGCACAAAGAAGAUAAAAGCCCAGAUGAUCUAAAAAAGAGAAAAGCGAAGACUGGGAAACUAAAAGACAAGUCCAGACCAGAGCUGGAGAGCUCCUCUGAAAGUUUAGUUUUUGAUUUAAGGACAAAGAAAAGAAUUUUGGAAGCCAAAGAAGAGGUAAAGGACUCCAAAAAGCCCAAAAAGGAUGAAAUAAAAGAAACUAAGGAAUUAAAGAAAGUUAAAAAGGCAGAUAUAAGAGACUUAAAGACUAAAGUAAGAGAAGACCCCAGAGACAACAGAAAAACAAAGAAGGAGAAAUGCACUGAGUCUCAGCUGGAAUCUGAAUCAGGUCUGCCUAAUGAGCCUCCUUUUAAGGAGGAAGACAGUGAAGAGUUACAUGCUGAUAACAGAGAGGAGAGACAAAAAAUACAAAGUGCAAAAGACAAAGCAGGGCAGGAUGCAGAGGAGGAUGGUGUUUUGGAGAAAGAGCUGGAUGGUACUGUAAGUGCUGAUGAGGAUUGUGAUGGCAAAGGCAAGAGGAAAAAAAAGAAACCAAGAAAGACUGAAGAAGGGAAAGAAGUCAAGAGACCAGAAAACAAGAACAUCUUGUCAGAGAAGAAAAAUACACCUAAAAAGCAAAGGAAUCAAGACAAAGGCAGAAGUAACACAGAGUUAGAUAAGCUGGUGUCACCUGUGUCUGCCCAAACCCAGAAGAGUUCCAGGUGUGCUGGGGAAGAAAGGGGCCUCAGAUCUUCCGACUCAGCUGAGGAGGAGAAAGAGACCAAAAAAAAUGAACCUAAAGAAAAAUAUCAGAAAAGACAUGAGUUGGACAAAGAAGAAAAAGGCCGAAAAGAGCCAAAAGGACUAAAGACAUUUAAGGAAAUCAGAAAUGCGUUUGAUUUAUUCAAAAAAACUGCAGAAGAAAAAAAUGAUCCUGAGAAUAAUCGGAAAAGAGAAGAAAUAUCAUUGGAUUGUAAAGCUUCAGAAGAUCACAAAACAAAGGAGAACAAAUGUUCACUUAAAGAAAGGAGAAAUACCAGAGAUGAAACUGACACUUGGGCAUACAUUGCUGCAGAAGGUGAUCAGGAGGCUUUGGACAAUGUAUGUCAAAUGGAUGAGAAUUUGGAUGGUAGGCAACAGAUCUUGAGUUUGGGCAUGGACCUGCAGCUGGAGUGGAUGAAAUUAGAGGAUUUUCAAAGGCACCUUGAUGGGGAAGAUGAAGCUUUUGUCACAGCAAAUGUCAUUUCAAGUAAUUUGUUGAGGGACGCUGUGAAAAAUGGAGAUUAUAUUACUGUAAAGGUUGCACUUAAUUCAAAUGAAGACUAUAACUUGGACCAAGAGGAUUCUAGUGGGAUGACGCUGGUGAUGCUCGCUGCAGCAGGAGGGCAGGACGACCUCCUGAGACUCCUCCUCACCAAAGGUGCGAAAGUGAAUGGGCAGCAAAAGAAUGGGACCACAGCUCUCAUCCAUGCCGCCGAGAAGAAUUUUUUAACCACGGUGGCUAUUCUUUUGGAGGCAGGAGCUUUUGUAAACGUUCAGCAGACCAAUGGAGAGACUGCACUUAUGAAGGCCUGUAAAAGAGGAAACUCAGACAUUGUACGUCUUGUGAUUGAAUGUGGAGCUGAUUGCAACAUUUUGUCAAAGCACCAAAAUAGUGCACUGUAUUUUGCAAAGCAGUGUAACAACAUACUAGUGUACGACUUGCUGAAGAGCCAUUUAGAGACGCUUUCCAGAGUGGCAGAAGAAACCAUCAGGGAUUACUUUGAAGCUCGCCUUGCCCUAUUGGAAUCUGUUUUCCCAAUAGCGUGUCAUCGACUCUGUGAGGGGUCGGAUUUCUCAACAGAUUUCAAUUACAAACCACCACAGAACAUACCAGAAAACUCUGGUGUCCUGCUCUUCAUUUUCCAUGCCAACUUUUUGGGUAAAGAAGUUAUUGCUCGGCUCUGUGGACCAUGCAGCGUACAAGCUGUAGUUUUAAAUGAUAAAUUCCAACUUCCUGUUUUUCUGGAUAGUCAUUUUGUUUACUCAUUCAGCCCUGUUGCAGGCCCCAAUAAGCUCUUUAUUAGGUUGACAGAAGCACCCUCAGCCAAGGUAAAAAUCUUUGCUUUGUAUUUAAUUACUACUGAAAUUGCUAUUCUUUUGUCAUCAUUAGAAAAAGCUUCCAGAAUGUCUUAAGACGUCUCUAGAAAUGUCAGUGGGCCUAGGGUUGUGAGGCUGGGUGCAGUGAUGUAUAUGGGAUGAAUGGUGACUGUGAGGGAGUCCUGUUCUAGGUUUUGGUACUGAAUUGUUAUUGUAUGUUUAGGCUGACACCUCUCCAUGUGAAAGGAAGCUGAUGAAAGGAAUCCUAUCUGAUAUGAUUAAUACACUAACAAUAUCAUAAAUACUGGGAAUUUUUUUAAACUGAAAUACUGAUAACUAAUCUAAGCCGGUAACUAAAAGUUGCAAAUGUUGCCAAACAAGAUAGGUUCCGUUGGUCAUGCUCUUCUUGCUCACAAGGGAGUUCUUGUUCUGUUCUGACACAAGUGUUUUCCUUCCCUAGGUCAAGUUGCUGAUAGGGGCAUACAGAGUGCAACUGCAGUAACCAAAGAUUGAAUGGAGCUGUUUUCAGACACAUCCCUAAAUAUUCUUUGAAGCAGUUUGGAAUUGUGGCACAUCUAAAAGUUUCAAAUGUAAAGUUUUAUCUGUAAACCUCUUGCUGUUUAAGCCUGUCAUCUGUUGUGUCUUGAGUUGGGAUGUGGUGUCUCUAAGACAUAUAGAAUCUAGAUGGAAGUGUUUGUGCCAGUGUUCAGAAAUCUCAGUGUUGCAUCCAGACUGCAUAUUUCAGUUUUUCCACAAUGUGGAAUGGUAUAGAUGAGGACUGUUAAGAAAAUUAAAGACGUUUAAGCUUUAAAAUUUUCUACCAGAUUUCACCUUGUGCAUUUUUUUUUUUAAUCAGGUGCAAAGCAAGGGAAGCGCACUGUACGAUGUAUGAAAGUCACUUCACGCUCUUGGUUGAGCUCAUGUGUUUGAGGGGUGGGGUGAGAGAAUGUGCACUUCCUGCUUAUCCUUUCAAAAGAUAACAAGGUAUCUUUUGAACAAAUCCCAGGACAUUAUGUGAACAUUCUUUCCAUGUGCUUUAGGGUUCAUAAAGUACAAACAUUAAUAAAUCAAGCUUAGACUGGGUUAUGGAAGAGUCAAAAUUUGUUGAGUUUUUAAUUGUACAAAGUAUUUUCUUUUUCCCAUACUGACUGGACCUAGGCAAGCACUCAACCAC